Sesamum indicum (sesame) is the source of this 2156-nucleotide messenger RNA. RefSeq names its product protein NRT1/ PTR FAMILY 3.1. Gene Ontology annotation, cellular component: membrane. NCBI's taxonomy places the organism in Eukaryota, Viridiplantae, Streptophyta, Magnoliopsida, Lamiales, Pedaliaceae. Gene Ontology annotation, biological process: transmembrane transport. The record is from RefSeq and is a predicted model, not a curated record. Gene Ontology annotation, molecular function: transmembrane transporter activity.
GUAUAUGUAUUAAAUAAAAUAAGAAAUGCAAUAGGAAUUAGAAUAGAAAUUCUAAUCGGCUCUAACUAAUGGCUUAAGUAGGACAUCCCGUUCCAAGUUCUAUGAUUGCUACUCUUCUCUCACUUCUUUAUUCAUCAAAUAAAGAUCUUAUAAAGAGGGUAAAAUUGUCCCCAGUUACACCAUGUAAGUAACACAACAUCUGCCUAUAAGUACCUGGCCUGGAUCAGGCCAUUUACUGCUAAAACAACUACAAGAAAAUAUGGGAGCAAUGAAGCAGAAAGGCCCAAAUGUUGAAAAGAAACAGGGUGGCAUUGUUACUAUGCCCUUCAUCUUUGCAAAUGAGAUAUGUGAGAAGUUGGCUGUGGUUGGGUUCAGCACAAACAUGAUCAGCUACUUAACUACGCAGCUACACCUGCCACUCACUAAGGCUGCCAAUACUCUCACAAACUAUGGAGGAACCGCAGCCAUGACACCGUUGCUUGGUGCGUUCGUCUCAGAUGCCUUUGCCGGGAGGUUUUGGACCAUAACAAUUGCUUCAAUUAUAUACCAAAUAGGCAUGAUCAGUUUGACAACAUCAGCAGUACUGCCCAGUUUAAGGCCUCCCCCUUGUAAAAACAACCAAUUUUGCGAAGAAGCUGACUCAGGCCAACUAGCUGUUCUCUAUGUCUCACUCUUGCUGACAGCCUUAGGCUCCGGUGGGAUUAGACCAUGUGUUGUUUCAUUCGGGGCUGAUCAAUUCGAUGAGAAUGACCCCAAGCAGAAGACUUCAACUUGGAAGUUCUUCAAUUGGUAUUAUUUCUGCAUGGGAGCAUCUAUUCUGGUUGCCAACACAGUCAUCGUUUAUAUUCAAGACAACGUCGGAUGGGGUUGGGGACUCGGCGUUCCAACCAUUGCUAUGGCUCUGUCAAUCAUUGCUUUCAUAUUCGGAUACCCUUUGUAUCGGAAAAUGGAUCCCGCUGGCAGCCCAUUUACGCGACUGAUGCAGGUCUGUGUGGCAGCGUAUAAGAAGAGGAAGGUAGCUAUGGUUUCUGAUCCUAAAAUAUUGUAUGAGAAUGAGGAUCUUGAUGCUGCUAUUUCUGUCGGUGGGAAGCUUGUCCACACAAAAAGCAUGAAGUUCCUGGACAAGGCCGCCAUAGUGACAGAGGAAGACAACCCCAAGGCCCCCGACCCCUGGAAACUCACCACAGUCCACCGAGUCGAAGAACUGAAAUCCAUCAUCCGAAUGGGCCCAAUAUGGGCCGCCGGCAUCCUCCUCAUCACCGCCUACGCCCAACAAAACACCUUCUCCCUACAGCAGGCCAAAUCCAUGGAAAGACAUCUCACCAAACACUUCCAAAUCCCAGCAGCAUCAAUGAGUGUCUUCACCCAGGCAUCAAUGCUGGCCACCAUAGUAUUCUACGACCGCAUCUUCGUCCCGUUAAUGCGAAAAUUCACAGGCCUGGAGCGAGGCAUUUCCUUCCUAACACGAAUGGCCAUAGGCCUUUUCAUAUCUUUACUAGCAACACUCGCAGCCGGUUUCGUCGAAGUGAAGCGCAAGAAUGCUGCUUUGGAUCAUGGCCUGAUAGACAAGCCGCAAGAUAUCAUUCCCAUUUCAGUUUUCUGGCUAAUGCCACAGUAUUGUCUCCACGGGAUGGCAGAAGCAUAUAUGUCUAUCGGGCACCUCGAGUUUUUCUAUGAUCAGGCGCCGGAGAGCAUGAGGAGCACCGCGCCAGCUUUAUUCUGGCUUUCGAUAUCGGCGGGGAGUUAUACAAGCACCCUUUUGGUUACUCUGGUACACAAGUACAGCGCAGGGGCUGAUGGAUCGAAUUGGUUGCCGGAUGACAAUCUGAAUAAAGGGAAAUUGGAGUAUUUGUAUUGGUUGAUCACGUUGUUGCAGUUCUUUAACCUGAUUUAUUACCUAGUUUGUGCGAAAUUCUAUACGCUGAAGCCAAUUCAGGCCCGCAAAUUGGGAGAUGACAAGGAAAAAGAAGACGGGGUUGAGCUGACAAGCCAUGUUUAGGGUCCGUGAUUUUGUGGGUUUUUAGGUAGGGGCAAGAAAUUUAGUUAGAAGGGAAAGUCCUAGAAUGGAUCUUAUCUAUGUAUAUUAUCUGAAAAGAAAGUCCAUUUUCUUUGAAUUUGGACAAUUUCUGAUUACUUUGUCAAUCUUGUUAGGGUCA